AUGACAUGGCGCACAGCUGCCAUUGUGAUGAUGGCGGCGCUUCAGCCGGCAAGCAGCGGAUCAUCUGCAGUGAUCCAAGUAGAUGGCAGCGUGGGUGAUGUAAGUGCCAGAGCAGGAAAGCACCUGGUUCGAUCCGGGAAGCAUCUGCCGCAAGCAGAGCUGAUAGAGGAAGUAGCGGCAAGCAACACCUCGCAGGAUGAAACUUCGAGCUUCAAGCUGGCCCUCUAUGUGAAGCAGAUGCAAGGACCGCUGAAAUAUGCCUGGGCGGGUUGGGACUCCUGCGAAGAGUACGACUCCGGUGGGGACCAGAAGACAAAGUUUUACUGCGCCAAAGCCAAAAGUGUGAAGAUUACCUUCGUGGGCGCCUCCAGAGGAGUUUUCAAGCUCAAGCCGAAUGGAGAGAAGUCUCUACAGGAUCUCUUUACCGGAGCUCAUCAAGUCCUGGGAGAUGUGAAUCACUGGCGCAGUGCCCCAAACACAAAACGAGUUUUCACUGUCGUGCAUCGGGUGAAUCGGGUGAAUCGUUGGAUUUUCAUCUGGCUGUAG
Messenger RNA from Cladocopium goreaui, 546 nucleotides. The record is from the annotation of a GenBank genome assembly. Lineage: Eukaryota; Dinophyceae; Suessiales; Symbiodiniaceae.